UUUUUUCUCUUUUUUCUUUUUUCUCGAGAAAUGAAAUCGACAAGCGGUACGAUUGUUUAAUCUCUCUCGCGAUCGACUUGAGAAAGCGAGGACGAAUAACAUUUUACUUUGAAGAAAAAUUCAUUCCUACUUCCCUCACUUGCAAUUACCGAGUUGAAGCAAGAUUAAUCUCCAGACGACGAUGAAAAUCAGCGGAAAGGAUCUCCUCCUGGAUUUUAUCUCCUUGGCCUCGAUUGGUGGGCCUCUCGUCCCGGGAACAUGGAAGGAAAUCAGCAGGCGAUUCACUCCAGUUAAAACACCACGGCAAUUAUCCUCCGGUCUAAUUAAUUUUAAUUGGCAUAAACAUUAAAUGUCGGGAGAGACGGAUGGAAACGAGCUAGAUAACGACAGAGGACUAAUGACGAUCUACGCCCGUCUCGCUUGAUAACUCGUUCGAUUAAUUAUCGCACGUGUAAAUUCUACGUCCACGUGUAGUUGUACCAAAGAGAGCGGCUCUUUUGUUCGAUCAAUUGAUGGUCGCGUUGCAGAAGGUGGUGGACAAUCAGGGCAGGGGAGAGCUCGGCGGUGGCAGCAGAACGUUCACGAGAUCGUCGGGAUCUCACUUACCGGCCGGGAAUUCCCAAGUCAUUCCAUCGGCUGACGAGCAAACGAUGGAUCUUCAACGGCGCGGACAGGCGAAAGGCCGGGUUUACUGGCGCUGUUACUUCAACGCCGUGACAUGCUUCAAGAGAAAGUGAUAACGAGCCGAACCAGUAACCAGUCUGCACCGCGAUAUUGAAACCCGACUCGACCAUAAGAUUCCUCGCAUGCUUAUUCCCGGUCAAAAGAGAAACGAAUAAAUCAAAAAAUUCAGGACGAGAUUAGACCCUAAAUAAGUCCAAAGAUGAUCCUGUGUCUUCUCCCAUGAGUCGGUUAUUGUUACUUCCCUGUUACUUCUAUCGAACUAUCGAAUCUGUCCAUCUGUCUCCUUAACGCUGUUUUCUUUCUCCUUUCGUCUAUUAAACGCUGUACCAAAUGUAUAUCUUUCUGGUUUAUAAAGCACAUACAAGUAUCGAUUAAACGUAUUUACUUAAAACGCAUCAAAUUUA
Molecule: messenger RNA, 1088 nt
Organism: Heterotrigona itama
Lineage: Eukaryota; Metazoa; Arthropoda; Insecta; Hymenoptera; Apidae
Source: the annotation of a GenBank genome assembly